Molecule: messenger RNA, 486 nt
Organism: Gongylonema pulchrum
Lineage: Eukaryota; Metazoa; Nematoda; Chromadorea; Rhabditida; Gongylonematidae
Source: the annotation of a GenBank genome assembly
UGCCAUAGCUUAUCCGAGAAUUUACUGAACUAUUUGGAUCAAUGUUUGAAGGAGGUGGACAUCCACGGAACACUUUCAUUCUCCGGCAUCACCCUCGAUUCCGAAUUGUACUAUAGGCUGUGCAAAAAAUGGGUCACUAUUGGCAAACCGGCGGGUCUAUCAUUUAUGCUUUGCGAUUUCCGGUUACCCUCCGAACAUUUCCGUGAAUUACUGCGGCGUAUACACUGUCAGCGGCUUGUUAUCGAACUUUCCCGUUUCGAACAAUUCCAUCUAGAUGAUUUGAUUUUGGAAGCAAUGCCGGAAUGCGAAGAGCUUGUUGUGAACUGUAUUUCACCAAUGUAUUGCCCUGGUAUUACGGAUAGGACGCUACAUCGCUGGGCGAUUCAGGAAAGGCCGCCACGAAAGAUCUUCCUCAACGAUAUUCAAGCUGAUUUUACCGUUGAUGGAAUUACCACAUUGAUCAAUGUGAGGUUGUUUGUGGAAUAA